CAGAUAUAAUUAUAAGACUUCAAUUAAGAAUCAGUUCAAAAAAAAAAAGGAAAAAUAAUCAGUUCCAUAUCAUUUGCAAUUUCGUUACAAUGUCGCGACCAAUACCCAUUGAAGAAAUGGUGAGACUGUUCAAAUCACGCCACACAACAAGUUACUUGUUUAAGAUAGACAACUUCUCGUUACUCAAUAAAUACCAAAUCGAAAAGGUGGAAUCCUCUGUUUUCGAUCUUGGUGGUCACAAAUGGACAGUUGUUGUCUAUCCAAAUGGGCGUAAUGAAAAGGGUUUUGUCUCAAUCCUCUUAAAGAGUCAAGCUUCGGUAAAUGAAAAGAUCGAAUUUGAGAUCUUUAUCGUCAGUCAACUAGAGCGAAACUGGAAAUCUCAUGGCCACCAAGAAUUUGGUAUCCAUUCACGACCGGUUGCCAAGGGGGUUAAACUAAAUGUAUCUCUUGUUGAUCUUGAGAGGAACGGGCACCUUAUUGAAGAUUGUUUAAUGUGUGGUGUCAAGCUUCAUGGGAUUGAGCCUGCGGCUGAAACCGGAACAGCCGAAUGUUUUAGCUUAAUUGAGCAGCCUACCAACCACAAAGUCACUUGGAUGAUGACCAGGUUCUCGUCUUUCGACCCUCAGAAGGCUCAUCAUUCUCAUGAAUUUGUCGUUGGAAACAGGAAAUGGAGAAUUCAAAUUCAUCCAAGAGGGUUUGAGAAAGAAAAAGAUGAGUCAUUUUCUGUCUACCUUUUAGGAGAAGGGUUUAUCAACAAUGCGCCAAAUAAAAAGACUUACGCGAAAUUUAAGCUGAGGGUGUUGGAUCAAGUUAACCGCAAUCAUGUUGAGAAAACAUGUUCCGGUUGGUUGGAGACAUCUAAGGGCUUUGCAGAUUUCAUGUGUCUCACGAAACUUGUUGAGCCUUAUCUGGUGAAUGAUAAGCUGUACGUGGGAGUUGACUUUGAAGUCAUUUCUGUUGCUAGUUAUUGUUAACUCAGCAACUUCUUGCCGUUUAUAAGUUAUGUUGCUAACUAAUACACCAUAAUGUAAUGAAUAAAUCCCGGAGAAUGUUUAAUAAAAAAAGAUCUCGGGGAAUAUAUAUAUGUAAAACAAAUAAUACAUAUAUGGUGUGUUAAAGAAAUAGUAUAUGUAGUGUGUAUCAAUUUCUUCUGGUCCUUCUUCAUUUUAUAAUCAAAGUUCUUCUGGUGAUAUCUUUUCUGGUAAAAGUUAAGAUAUUUCAUGGCACCAAACUUAAUUCUGCAACUCUAAAGAAUCUGAUUCAAUAAAGAGACAUGUAAUUAAUUGUUGAAACGAAUUGAUG
This is a messenger RNA of Eruca vesicaria subsp. sativa (arugula), 1302 nucleotides long. The record is from the annotation of a GenBank genome assembly. Lineage: Eukaryota; Viridiplantae; Streptophyta; Magnoliopsida; Brassicales; Brassicaceae.